Molecule: messenger RNA, 2058 nt
Organism: Rhincodon typus (whale shark)
Lineage: Eukaryota; Metazoa; Chordata; Chondrichthyes; Orectolobiformes; Rhincodontidae
Gene: naa40
Product: N-alpha-acetyltransferase 40, NatD catalytic subunit
Exons: 8
Coding region: 122-838 (238 amino acids)
Cellular component (GO): nucleus
Molecular function (GO): protein N-terminal-serine acetyltransferase activity; histone H2A acetyltransferase activity; histone H4 acetyltransferase activity
Source: RefSeq, a predicted model, not a curated record
GAAUUAACGACUCCUCAACCCCUAGCCGCUCCCGGGACCGGGCGGAAGGUGUAAAGGGACGGACCGGAAGGAGACAAACCUGGUUUUCCGUCUGAUUCUGAACAGCGGCAUCAGGAGGAACAUGGGGAGAAAGUCAUCCAAAGCCAAGGAGAAGAAGCAAAGAAGACUAGAGGAGAGAGCAGCAAUGGAUGCUGUCUGUGCAAAAGUUGAAACGGCAAACAAGCUUGAUGAUCCAUUAGCAUCUUUUCCUGCCUUCAAAAAAUAUGACCGAAAUGGAAUGAACAUAGUGAUAGAGUGCAAAAGAGUAACAGACUUGGACCCCAGCACUGUGGACUGGGCAGUGGAACUGACCAAGACCAACAUGCAGACCAUGUACGAGCAAAGUGAGUGGGGCUGGAAGGAUCGAGAGAAGAAGGAGGAGAUGACAGAUGAACGAGCGUGGUAUCUGGUUGCACGGGAAGGAGACAGUGCGGUGCCCACAGCUUUCUCACAUUUCCGAUUUGAUGUGGAGUGUGGGGAGGAAGUACUGUACUGUUAUGAGGUUCAGCUGGAGAGUCGGGUGAGGAGGAAAGGGUUGGGCAAAUUCUUAAUGCAGAUUCUACAGCUUUUAGCAAACAGUACACAGAUGAAGAAAGUGAUGUUAACAGUAUUUAAGCACAACCAUGGAGCAUAUCAGUUCUUCAAAGAGGCAAUGCAGUUCGAUAUUGAUGAGUCAUCUCCCAGUGUCUCUGGGUGCUGUGGAGAUGACUGCUCCUACGAGAUACUGAGCCGGAGAACCAAAUAUGGGGAGCACCCACAUCCACAUGGCAGUCCACACUGCGGAGGAUGCUGUCAUUGAAGGAUCAACAUUGAGCCCCCACCCCUCCAAAAUUUCCCUUCCAAACAGAUUCAUAAUGCCGUACGAAAUGGAAACUGAGUGAGUGUUCAGUGUAUAAGCUAUCACAGUAUGUGAGUUGUUGGAGAAAGCUUUGCUUGAAAGGUUUUUUUUCCAAACGCACGUACUGUGAAUAACACCCAGACUCUCAUUGCCAGCCCCUACAACUCCAUAGCUGGCCAUUUGGAGCCAAAUCACCUUGCUAUUUACUGGCCAAAUGACAGCUCCUCCUUUUUGAAUAGUAAAAGGGCUGUUUCCAAAUUUUUUUUAAGAAACAACCUUUUUUGUAUAUAAAAAAAGAUCAAAAAUAAUUGAGUCUGAGCAGAAUAUUGAACAGAAAAAUAAUGGAAUUGUGGACUUUUCUAAAGUUCAGUUUUUGAAUAAAUUACAUUUCAGCAAGUUUGAGGACAUACUGUACAUUAUGUCUGUAAUAUAUUUAAUAAAGCAGCUUUCUUUGAAUACUUUCCAUUUUUAAUUCCCUGUACACACUUGUAGGAACUACCUAUGUAAACCUGUCACAGGGUAAUAACGCCCUGCUAUCACUGGAGGUGCUUAGUGUCUGACAACCUUACAUUGGCAGUGCCAUUGUACAUGUCCAGGUAGAAAUUUGUAUUGGAAGUAAGAGCAGAGAUGUUGCAUUAAAAUAGAGUCUAAUCUUCAGUUGGUCCAAUUAUCCCUCACUCUCUUCUUCACCUGAAGUCUGCAAUAGGUCCCCAUCAUCCGAUUCCUAGAUUAUGACACAAAUAGAAAUGAAUGUGUCCUUCUAGUUUUAUAUCCAGGUUCAAUACUUCUGGCACCAAAUUACAGAUUAAAUUACCAGCGGCUCUAAUGAUUGUGUGUGGCCAACAAAAAGAUUUGAGUACUGCAGAUGGGUCCAAUGACUAUCUCCCAGAUUUGUUUAAUCAGCCAGUGCACAUGAACCUGGAUAUCUUUUUAAAGUAUCGUCGGGCUUUUGUGUCUUUGACAUAGAGAACCAGAGACUGAGAUCCAAACAACAAUUGUCCUUACUUUGCAAGCUUUCCACUGAUUAUUUCUUCAUUUUUGAAUCCUGUUUAACUGUACUUUGCAUAUAAGGAGUUGGUCCUUGAAAUAGGACACAUCCAGACUUAAAUUAUUUGUACCAUGGGGUUGUGGGCCUUGUUUCUUUUAAAAAUAUAAUUAUCGAAUAAAUUUUUUUUACUGUU